Messenger RNA from Symbiodinium necroappetens, 609 nucleotides. Lineage: Eukaryota; Dinophyceae; Suessiales; Symbiodiniaceae. The record is from the annotation of a GenBank genome assembly.
AUGCAGCAGGUGUUGAGCAGCACGUUGCUGCCAAAACUGGCCGAAAGGCUGCAUGGCGCUUGGGCGCAGAUGCUAACAGCCAUGCAGCACAAGCAGUGCAGUGCCCUGCAAGCUGCGAUGGCAAAGGAGGAGGACGCACUGGACUUCCUGGUCGACCUCCUGUCUAUUGGGCAGCCUGCAGUAACGCAGGCCAUAGCAGAGGUCAUCGUCUGCGGGCCGCUGCUCUCCCAACUGCACGUGCUGGCAGAGCGCCACAGGUACGUGAACAGACCCAAGAGCAUCUGGGAGAUACUCAUGAUUGAUGUCGAGAACGACGGGCCCGUGCCAUCGCCGGAGCGUAUCGACGCCAUGCAGGCGGCGGAAGAGGAGAGUGAGAGCGCCUGCGCUGCCGAAGAGGAUCCACCGGACCAGCUUGCUGCCGUUCUGGCUGUCCGCUCACUGGCCAAGUUCUUUCAGAAGAUGCGGAAGGAGCGCUUGUCCGGAAUCCUGGUCCCGUUGAUUCAGCUGCUGCUGUGGCCAGCAGUGCCCGCAGAGAUCGCAGAGAGCAAGGCCUGUGCUGCAGAGUGGAGGGCCAGAGAAAUGCAGAGAAAUGCUGACAUGAACUGUUGA